UUCAUAGCUCCUAUCUACUGUUUUAUUUCUCAGAGUCCCCCAAGAGAGCAUUGGAACGGAGUCCUGAAAGGUUACUACGUCAGCUACAAGGUCAAGGACUCUUCAAGUAGAUUCUCUUAUGAGACUGUGACGAAAGAUGACGUCACAGACAAAGAUGAAGAAGAAGUAACAAUUCAAGGUUUGAACGUUGGAACAGAAUACAUAGUGACUGUGAAAGCUUUUAAUAGUGCAGGAACCGGACCUUCGUCAGAGGAAGUGAUGUCUGCCACUCUCCGGGGAGAUCCACCGUCAGCUCCGGACCUAAAACUUGUAAGUGUAGACUAUGAUGCUAUGAAGUUAGACUGGGAAACCCCACAGAUCAGUUUACCUGUUUUACAAUACAAUUUAGAAAUCAAAGAAAAUGGCAAAAGAAAACAGCAGCUCCACCUGCCAGGAACAAUAAACAACUAUCAGGUAAUGCAUCUAAAGGCAGGAUCAAAGUAUGAGGUCAGCUUGGCUGCUUACAAUGUAUUUGGAAAAGGAAGAGCUUCAAAACCUAUUGUGGCUUUUACUGAAAGUAAUGGUAAGGAAGAAUGGGUCACCAAGUGUGUUGAAAGUAAUGGUUGGAAGAAUGGGUCACCAGGUGUGUUGAAAGUAAUGGUUGGAAGAAUGGGUCACCAGGUGUGUUGAAAGUAAUGGUUGGAAGAAUGGGUCACCAGGUGUGUUGAAAGUAAUGGUUGGAAGAUUGGGUCACCAGGUGUGUUGGAAGAAUGGGUCACCAAUUGUGUUGAAAGUAAUGGUAAGGAAGAAUGGGUCACCAGGUGUGUUGAAAGU
Molecule: messenger RNA, 813 nt
Organism: Limulus polyphemus (Atlantic horseshoe crab)
Lineage: Eukaryota; Metazoa; Arthropoda; Merostomata; Xiphosura; Limulidae
Product: pikachurin-like
Exons: 4
Coding region: 259-669 (136 amino acids)
Molecular function (GO): protein binding
Source: RefSeq, a predicted model, not a curated record